Molecule: messenger RNA, 1576 nt
Organism: Impatiens glandulifera
Lineage: Eukaryota; Viridiplantae; Streptophyta; Magnoliopsida; Ericales; Balsaminaceae
Product: solute carrier family 25 member 44-like
Exons: 1
Coding region: 256-1308 (350 amino acids)
Biological process (GO): transmembrane transport
Source: RefSeq, a predicted model, not a curated record
UAAUUGAGAGCUGAAUGUUCUCAUGCGAAGGAAGAUGAUUGCUUUUAUCCUCCUCCUCCUCCGCUAAGGAUAGUUCAGAAAUGUUACAUCAUUUCUCUGUAACUCACGCACGAUCAAAGAUUUGGCUUCGCAAGAGAAAAAAGAAAGAAAACUCUCCAGAUCAUCCAUCCUCUGAAAUUAUUUGAAUUCUUAGAGAGGUACAUACAUACAUACAUACAUGUAUGCAGAUGAAAUUGAGAUUGGCAAGUGCCUAAAAUGAGUCUCAGUGCACCCUUGAUAGAUGAUGAAGGUCCUCGGCAGGAUAUACAGUUAGCGGCUACCGAUAUUGAUUGGCAAAUGCUUGAUAAAUCUAAAUUCUUCUUCCUUGGUGCUGCUCUGUUUUCGGGUGUGUCAGGGGUUCUGUACCCAGUUGUUGUCUUGAAGACUCGCCAGCAAGUUUGUGAAUCUCAGUUUUCUUGCUUCAGGAUUGCCAGCAGAGUUCUCCGAUACGAGGGACUGAGAGGCCUUUACAGAGGAUUUGGAACUUCGCUAAUGGGUACAAUCCCUGCCAGGGCAUUGUACAUGACAGCCCUUGAGAUAACAAAAAGCGAGGUUGGAUCGGCUACAAUGGGGAUGGGAUUCACAGAGGGGGCCGCGGCUGCAAUUGCAAAUGGGGCUGCAGGACUGAGUGCAGCCAUGGCUGCGCAGGUUGUUUGGACGCCUGUUGAUGUCGUGAGCCAAAGGCUAAUGGUGCAGGAAGCUGCAGCUACCUGUAAUAAUAACAAGUAUGUGGGGGGGAUUGAUGCUUUUAGGAAGAUUAUGAAUAGUAAUGGAGUUAGAGGUCUGUAUAGAGGUUUUGGGAUGUCAAUAUUGACAUAUGCACCUUCAAAUGCAGUUUGGUGGGCUUCUUAUGCAAUUGUGCAAAGGCUUGUUUGGGAUGGUGUUGGGGAUUACGAAGAUGGUAUGAACUCUUCUUCUUCUUCUUCUUCUUCUAUUACUACUAGUAGUUCUUCCAAGACUACUGUAAUGGGAGUCCAGGGGUUUAGUGCAGCUAUCGCAGGUGGUGUCUCUGCAUUGAUCACAAUGCCGUUAGAUACCAUUAAGACAAGGUUACAGGUUUUGGAUCAUGAAAAUGGAAGGAGAGGAGGAGGGCCGACUGUGGUUGAGACAGUAAGGAAAUUAGUGAGAGAAGGUGGUUGGAUGGCUUGUUACAGAGGAUUGGGGCCGCGAUGGGCUUCCAUGUCAAUUUCUUCAGCCACCAUGAUCACCACAUACGAAUAUCUGAAACGCCUUUCAGCCAAGAAUCAAGAUGCCUUCCUUGUCAGUUAAGUGUGGCUAGCUGGGAGGGAGAUGAAAAGAGAAACGACUUGUGUAUUUGUAACUUGUCUCUUUUUCUUUUGUUUUGUAAAAGGAAAAUAUGUGAUUGAAAAAUGAAAUUGUGUGGUUUUGAAAAUAUACUUUUAUCAAGAUAAGUUGUAAUAUUAUUAUUAUAUGGGGGUUAUGGGAUCAGAAGAAUGUGAUUGAAUAAGUUGUAAUAGUAUCUGUCUGUCUGUCUGUCUGUCUUGUCUGAUAAAAAGAAGGAAGUCUUUAAUCUUAA